UCUGAAAUUUGAAACUGGUGAGAAGUUGAUAACUUUUUUUUUUUUAGUUAAUAAACCUACAACCACCGUUUUUUUGAAGUCUUCGGACACAACAAAAAAACCAGUUCGAUAGGCGUGACCAAUAUACUUUUUCGUACUUCAACACUUCAAACUCACUUUUUGUCUCUCCCCUUUGUAAUAAUAAACCCAAAAUCACAGAGCAAGACAGCAAAAGUUACAAAAAAAAAUGGCAGAAGAAUCUAUCUCCACCACUCUCGCUAUGCCUUCAUCGGGACUCUCACCUCAAGAAGACUGAAACAACAGAGAAAGCUACUGAGACUAUUCCACCGGAAACUGCAGUAACCGAGCACCAUCCACCAAAAGUGACUGAAACAGAAACGGCAUCGUCGACGGAUAAGAAAGAGCUAGGAGACGUAACGUUGCAGGAGGAAGAAGAAGCUGGUCAAAUUUUCAGGCCUUCAUCAAUGUUCCCUGGUGGUACCUUUUGUUUUACACAGUGAUUGGUCCGUUCAUGACACCAAGAUCAAAGAGCAAGUUGGUGUUUGCUGGUCCGUCAAGAUCAGCAGAAACUCUUUUCAAAUACAUAUCACCCGAACAAGUCCCGGUACAGUACGGAGGAUUGAGUGUAGAUCCUUGUGACUUAUCUUUGGAAGAUCCAGCCUCAGAGAUCAUUGUUAAGCCCGGAACAAAGCGAACUGUCGAGAUCAUAAUCUAUGAGAAAUGUGAGAUUGUGUGGGAGAUAAGGGUAAUUGGAUGGGAAGUGAGCUACAAGGCAGAGUUUGUGCCUGAAGAGAAAGAUGCUUAUACGGUGGUUGUACAAAAACCAAGGAAGAUGAAACCAUCUGAUGAACCGGUGCUAACCCAGAGCUUCAAAGUGAAUGAGCUUGGCAAGGUUUUACUCACCGUAGACAACCCAACCUCUAAGAAGAAGAAGCUUGUUUACAGGUUCAAUGUCAAACCUCUCUAAAUUGAGAUGUCUUUUGUGUGUUUUGUAUAUGUGAGUGUUUGGUUUACUUUUUUUUUAAUCAUAUCAUUUUGUAUAUGUGGUUUACACGAUGGAGGUUCUGCAUCUUUUGCUCAUGUAAUCAUUUGAGAAUAAUAUAUUUUACAUGACCUUCUAUGAUAAAGAUCUUGAAUA
Molecule: messenger RNA, 1138 nt
Organism: Raphanus sativus (radish)
Lineage: Eukaryota; Viridiplantae; Streptophyta; Magnoliopsida; Brassicales; Brassicaceae
Product: patellin-3
Exons: 3
Coding region: 512-967 (151 amino acids)
Molecular function (GO): lipid binding
Source: RefSeq, a predicted model, not a curated record